CCAGAUCAGGCCCUAUCAUCAUCACCGCCAAGUGAUUUUGAUCAGAACCUGGCCUGGCUGUAUAGCACAGCGUCAACGCCACAAAUUCACAAAUAACCUCUUGGGUUGACAACAGUUGCCAAUCAUGACUUCAAGAACCAGGGAGUACCGCACCAGUUACCAAGCAGACCUGUCAUCUGUUAUUGACAAUGGCAUUCGGGGUGUCUCCCACCUAAGAGUCGAGGAUGACGGAGAGUUCAUUUUCAGAUUCAACGACACCCGCCUCCCGUCAUCUCACCUAGACAUUCGUUUCAUCCCUGAAGAAUGGUCCAGCUACCCUAACGGCCAUUACUUCACCAUCUAUGCCGUCAACGAUGUCCCUGCUCCUAUUUCGAAACCGCUAGAGGAUUUCGUGCCGGUCUCAGCGGGAUUGAGGGUUUCCGAGGCCAUCGCAGGUGUCUGUUACAAGCUCAGCGAUGUGCUCAAAAGGUCUGCCUCCACUUCGGAUGACGAAGAUACAAUCAUAACCGAUGUGGACGAAGAGGAUGGCGAAGCCGCAAGUGAUGAGGACAACGAAGAAUUCGAAGAUUUUGAAUUCAACGAAGAUAACGACGACAUAUUCGGAUUGGCUGCUGCGCAAGAUGAGCGGCCGGCCACCGAUAUACUGCGUCAAAAGAAAAUCAAACCAGACAUCGUCAGUCGAAUUCGUCGUGACUUCCGUGCUGUUCGUAAGGCCGGCUUCAAAGUGGGACGGCUAUGUGGCUUUGAUGUGGCUACCGAGUAUAGCAUUGUCUCUUUAUCAGUACGCGUCGACAAACUGUGUUUGUCCGCAGAAACCCUUCAGGCUUGGGACCUCAGCUCAAACGGCUUCGUCGUUCUUCUGAUCCGAUACGAGGGAGACUACUCGACAACGGAAGAAGCUCUCGAUCGGGCUUCGGGGCAAUCCAACCUCUCCUUCCGCCUCCGCAAGUGCUCUGCAUACAAGCCGACAAUCGACCAGGCUGUCCGAGCAUUCACAUCAGAAACCGCUGCCAACGUCCAAACGAGCGAUUCUCAAGCAAGUACAGGUGAUGUCGGUCUUAGCCUGCUGGGCAUAGGUGAAACUAUCGACCAAUUCAUGGGCUCUGAUUUCAUUUCUAUGCUCAAACUGAAGCUGACUCUUGCCUUGUCCUGGGACGCGGCCAAGAAAAGACUUGCAAGCAUGCUGAACAAUUCGUCACAUGUCGUGCAACAGUCAGGGGGGGAUCACGAACAAGCCAAUGAUCACGAGAAGCUUCCUAGUUUUCUUGCUCGACAUCACGCCCAUGAAGACGGUGAGAAGUCGCUGCCCCUCAUUGCUGCCCAAUUCGCCAUGCGAUACUUCGUCCGAUGUAUGGAUUACUGCAUGGUUUGUCACCAGCUGAUCGAGGGCAACUUUGAGGCGCUGAAGCCUUAUGUCUGCGGCAAUGCGCUUUGUCUCUUCCAGUACAUGAAUAUGGGCUGUGGGCCUAGCAUCGAUCACGAAAUCAUCAGCCAGCCUAACGUGGUCGACCUUCUCAUCAGCUUCUGCUAUGCAUCUCUGAAGCGCCCCGGUGAUCGACAGAAAGAAAGCGGCAUACGUGAAUUUCCAACGGGAAUCCACUUACAAGUGCCGAAUAUUCGUCGAGCCGAGACUUCUCUCGCUCGACCUGGCACAUGCCUUCGUAUUGGGCCGAUUGUCUUAAUCGACCCUUUGAAAGUACAAUUCGACAGGCAGGCGAGCACUGUCGUGGUUGAUGUAUUUGAUACUGCCAAGGUCAGAGAGGGACAGUGGGUUGCUGUUGUAACUUCGUCGUCUAACGGUCAGCCUACAAGCAGCGCUGGAGUGGCCGGUGGAGUUCACAUCGCCCAUCAUGCUCGAAUCGAAGGAAUUAUUGGCUGCACGCUCACAUUGCGAGUGGUAUCACGGCAUGUUUUGCCGUCACAAUCAUCCCCCGGACAACUAGCUCCAGUUGAGCGCCUUGACAUUGAAUCGAUACCCGGAGCUGCUGAUACUGGAUCCAUGACAGCUAAUAUGGUUUUUUAUAACCAGAACCUAGACGACAUUUCCGAUGUCAGAGACAAGGCCUUUUCCAUGACUAUACUCUUGUCGACUGUCCCCCCGAUCGCCACCAUGAGAGCACAUCUGAUGACCGACCGUAGUCGUCAGAUUGAACGAUGGAAAGGACUUAGUCCUUCGGCUGCGAAGCUCUUGAGGUGGAUCAUCGCUUCGAACCGCUCUUACAUUGUGCAAGUCGGGGAAUGCCCGGGACCAGAUGCGCAAAGCGAGCUCAAUUUAAGCCGGCAAGACGAGAAGAUAUCUGGCGUUGAUGGAUGGGUCCAGUUCAGAUUUGCACAAGGAUCUCCAGAGAAGGAAAUGCUGUUUCAGGAAGCAUUGAAGCACGUCGGCACGCCGCAACGAACCCUUGUGGCUUGGCACGGUAGUCCUCUUUACAACUGGCAUAGCAUCAUCCGCCAGGGUUUGGAUUUCAAAUAUAUUCACCACGGGCGCGCUUACGGACACGGAGUCUAUUUCGCCAAAGACUUUAACACCAGCGCUCUCAGCUACACAGGUAGUGCGCAUACUUACAGCUCCGGCUCCACUGGGGAUAUUGUGUGGCCUAAUUCCGCACUCGGCAUUAGUGCUGCGUUGAGUCUCAACGAGUUGAUCAACAAACCUGGCCAGUUUACCAGCGCUCAGCAUUUUUUUGUGGUACAGCACAUUCACUGGAUUCAGUGCCGGUACCUCUUUGUCAAAACAACGAGAUCGACAGCCAUGAGCCCGUCUGACAUCAAUGCUCACACCCCUGGGUCUGCCAAUACUGCCCCGAUUCGAAGAACAGACCCCGAAUUCGUGCAAGAUCCUGCACAUGUGGCGACAGGACCCAGCGGGCCCAUAUUCAUUCCACGAAAAGCCAUCCCAUCAGCCCAAGUAUCAAAGCAGCCUGUCGAGCUGAAGCAGGAAGCGGUGGGGCACUCGGGAAAUAGUGGUGAUGAGGAUGAAUCAGAUCUUGAGUUCCUCUCCUCGGAGGGAGAAGAUCAGCUGACAACACCAAGAUUGAAUACACCUUACAGCCUGUCUGAGCAUCAGACGGACUUUCGCCCUGGCGCUCUGGAUCUUUCUACUUUGCCUCAGCUCAACCCCCCCUCGUAUGCCACAGAUAAUGCCCAGAAGAUUAUUGGGAAGGAGAUUGCAAAAUUACAGAAAAUCCAGUCACAAACGCGCAUUCAUGAGCUUGGUUGGUUCAUCGACUUCGAGAAGAUUACCAACAUGUUCCGUUGGAUCGUUGAGUUGCACUCGUUUGACCCAAAGCUGCCACUUGCACAGGACAUGAAGAAGGUCGGGGUGAAAAGCAUCGUGCUGGAAAUCCGCUUUGGCCGAGAUUAUCCUCUAUCGCCGCCCUUUGUGCGAGUUAUCCGGCCGCGCUUCCUCCCGUUCAUGCAGGGCGGUGGUGGGCACGUUACUGCGGGAGGGGCCAUGUGUAUGGAACUUUUGACGAAUUCGGGUUGGUCACCGGUCAGCAGCUUGGAAGGUGUUUUAUUGCAAGUCCGUAUGGCGAUGUCGAGCACUGAUCCCAAGCCCGCGCGACUGGAGAAUAGUGAGCAUGCCAAUCGCAUGGAUUACGGAAUUGGCGAAGCCUUUGAGGCCUUUACCCGUGCUGCGAAUGUCCAUGGCUGGAAGGUAUCGGACGACUUGAGAGAGAGCACGGUGGACAUGGUGGAGUUGGCCCUUACCGCAGUCGACUUUCCCAAGCAAUGAGAAGCAGAAGGACGAAAAUGAAUGGACGAGGAUACGAUGAUUGAGGGCAAAUGCCUCUGCACAUCAGCCCGAAAUAUGCACAUCUGGCACUUGCAUAAUAAACCACAUACAGAAUCGAUGGAUAGCUUGCCACUGGCGACCUGCUAAACGACGCUUGGUCCUCGUGAUUGCCGACUGACUGACUGACUGACUGACUGACUGCGAUGUAAAACUUUUGAAACAUUUACCUCUUGGUAGGCCAUGGACAUGAAUGCAGCUAGUGCUGAUCACGAGGAUGCUAUUUUGAGAGGGUUGAAACGACCAUGACGAUGCACGCUAGAACCUGU
Messenger RNA from Pseudomassariella vexata, 4062 nucleotides. RefSeq lists its product as uncharacterized. The transcript is spliced from 2 exons. NCBI's taxonomy places the organism in Eukaryota, Fungi, Ascomycota, Sordariomycetes, Amphisphaeriales, Pseudomassariaceae. The record is from RefSeq and is a predicted model, not a curated record. The coding region runs from base 125 to 3736 and encodes 1203 amino acids. Gene Ontology annotation, molecular function: NAD+ poly-ADP-ribosyltransferase activity.